This is a messenger RNA of Ceratotherium simum simum (southern white rhinoceros), 1222 nucleotides long. It is a transcript of the gene KCNE1, whose product is annotated as potassium voltage-gated channel subfamily E regulatory subunit 1. Gene Ontology annotation, cellular component: voltage-gated potassium channel complex; membrane. Gene Ontology annotation, biological process: regulation of heart rate by cardiac conduction; ventricular cardiac muscle cell action potential; regulation of ventricular cardiac muscle cell membrane repolarization. NCBI's taxonomy places the organism in Eukaryota, Metazoa, Chordata, Mammalia, Perissodactyla, Rhinocerotidae. The record is from RefSeq and is a predicted model, not a curated record. Gene Ontology annotation, molecular function: potassium channel regulator activity; delayed rectifier potassium channel activity; transmembrane transporter binding.
GCUCGGCUGUCGCUGCCCUGCGCUCGGCCGGCGCGGACGCCGCUGCACACCCGCUCUCUCGGCGCCCCAGACCCGGAAGUUCGCUCUCCAGCAGUGGAAACUUUAAGCCCAGGAUGAUCCUGUCUAACACCACGGCCGUGACACCCUUUCUGACCAAGCUGUGGCAGGGGACAGUCCAAGAGGGCGGCAACCUGUCUAGCCCGGUGCGCAGGUCCCCCGGCAAUGACGACGGCAAGCUGGAGGCACUCUACAUUCUCAUGGUGCUCGGCUUCUUUGGCUUCUUCACCCUGGGCAUCAUGCUGAGUUACAUCCGCUCCAAGAAGCUGGAGCACUCCCACGACCCAUUCAACGUCUACAUCGAGUCCGACACGUGGCAGGAGAAGGACAAGAAGUACUUCCAGGCCCGGAUUCUGGAGAGCUACAGGGGCUGUUACGUCAUCGAAAACGAGCUGGCUAUAGAACGACCCAGCGCAUACCUUCCCGAGAUGGAGCUUUCGUCAUGACCCCACAACCCGUUAACACUGGACAAAUCCUACUUGACGAUCUGAUUCUUCUAGUCAUAGGCCUCUUAUAUUCCUUACUAUGUGGAUACAGUUGGGUUUUUUGCUCUUGUAAGGGGUGAAGGGUGGAUUAAUAACACUGUUUUUCUAAAAUCACAUUCCUUGUAUAAUAGACUGUCAGCUGUGCCACAAUAUCUGUCCCUGCUUUGUUAAUUUUAGCAGAAUCCCUGAGAUCAUGGCCUCUGAGCAUAAGAGCUGUGUGUCCCAGACUCCCUUGCAGCUAGCAAGGUCAUGUGAUAAAGUUCUGGCCAGUAGAAGUGGGAGUGGUGAGUGCACUAUCUUUGAAAAGGAAAGGAGGUGUCCUCCACUUCCCUUACCCCCCUUUCCAGUGGCUGGGACAUGGAUGAGGUGGUGAGCCAGCUUUGACUCUGGAAAUGGGCAGUAUGUCAUAGAUGGCAGAGCAAGAAGAAUGUGGGUCCCUGGGCAACAUCAUGGAGCAGGGUGUCCCUACCUUCCUGGACCACCUGCCCAGCUCCAACUUUAUGGGAAAGAGAAACCAACUCCAAUCUUCCUUAAGUGACUGUUAUUUUGGUUUCUGUUAAAGUAACAGAAUCAAUGUCGUAACUAAUAUACCUACCUUAUGGGACUGAGACGAAAGGCGUCAUAUUUCCAUAUUUGUCACAAGCACAAUUUGUCCCCCUCUUGUUAUAGGACGCUGCCUG